GUUGGUGUUGGAAAUGCUGAUGGCGCUGAUGUUGCUGUUGUUGUUGGCGUUGCUGUUGAUGUUGGCGUUGGUGUUGCUGUUGGCGUUGAUGUUACUGUUGGAGAUGCCGUUUCUGUUUGCGUUGCUGUUGCUGCUGGCGUUGCUGUUGCUGUUGGUGUUGCUGUUGGAGAUGCCGUUUCUGUUUGCGUUGCUGUUGUUGCUGGCGUUGCUGUUGGUGUUGGUGUUGAUGUUGUUGUUUCUGUUUGCGUUGCUGUCGUUGCUGGCGUUGCUGUUGGUGUUGGUGUUGCUGUUGGAGAUGCCGUUUCUGUCUGCGUUGCUGUUGUUGCUAGCGUUGCUGUUGGUGUUGGUGUUGAUGCUGUUGUUUCUGUUUGCGUUGCUGUCGUUGCUGGCGUUGCUGUUGGUGUUGGUGUUGCUGUUGGAGAUGCCGUUUCUGUUUGCGUUGCUGUUGUUGCUGGCGUUGCUGUUCGUGUUUGUGUUGCUGGCGUUGCUGUUGGUGUUGCUGUUGGAGAUGCCGUUUCUGUUUGCGUUGAUGUUGUCGCUGGCGUUGCUGUUGUUGCUAGCGUUGCUGUUGGUGUUGGUGUUGUUGAUUCUGUUUGCGUUGCUGUCGAUGCUGGCGUUGCUGUUGGUGUUGGUGUUGCUGUUGGAGAUGCCGUUUCUGUUUGCGUUGCUGUCGUUGCUGUCGUUGCUGUUGGUGUUGGUGUUGCUGUUGGAGAUGCCGUUUCUGUCUGCGUUGCUGUUGUUGCUAGCGUUGCUGUUGGUGUUGGUGUUGAUGCUGUUGUUUCUGUUUGCGUUGCUGUCGUUGCUGGCGUUGCUGUUGGUGUUGGUGUUGCUGUUGGAGAUGCCGUUUCUGUUUGCGUUGCUGUUGUUGCUGGCGUUGCUGUUGGUGUUGGUGUUGCUGGCGUUGCUGUUGGUGUUGGUGUUGCUGUUGGAGAUGCCGUUUCUGUUUGCGUUGCUGUUGUUGCUGGCGCCGCUGUUGCUGUUGGUGUUGCUGUUGCUGAUGUUGUUGCUGGCGUUGCUGUUGAUGUUGGCGUUGGUGUUGCUGUUGGAGAUGCCGUUUCUGUUUGCGUUGCUGUUGUUGCUGGCGCUGCUGUUGCUGUUGGUGUUGCUGUUGCUGAUGUUGUUGCUGGCGUUGCUGUUGCUGUUGGAGAUGUCGUUUCUGUCUGCGUUGCUGUUGCUGCUAGCGUUGCUGUUGACGUUGGCGUUGAUGUUAAUGUUGGCGUUGCUGUUGCUGUUGCUGACGGUGUUGCUGUUGGUGUUGCCAUUUCUGUUUGCGUUGCUGUUGUUGCUGGCCCUGCUGUUGCUGUUGGCGUUGCUGCUGUUAUUGGCGAUGCUGUUGCUGUUGCUGAUGUCGUUGCUGGCGUUGCUGUUGCUGUUGGAGAUGUCGUUUCUGUUUGCGUUGUAGUUGUUUCUUGCGUUGCUGUUGACGUUGGCUUUGAUGUUAAUGUUGGCGUUGGUGUUGCUGUUGAUGUUAAUGUUCCCGUUUCAGUUUGUUUUGCUAAUGUUGUUGGCGAUGCUCUUGCUGUUGGUGUUGCUGUUGCUGAUGUUAUUGCUGUUGCCGUUGCUGUUGCUAUAGUUGUUGUUUUGUGA
Molecule: messenger RNA, 1587 nt
Organism: Mesocestoides corti
Lineage: Eukaryota; Metazoa; Platyhelminthes; Cestoda; Cyclophyllidea; Mesocestoididae
Source: the annotation of a GenBank genome assembly